AUGGCUGCCAGAUCUGCAUGGCGCGUCUCGCAAAAGGCCUUCGUGCCAUUGAGCACCCUCAUGAUUAUUUUCGCCCUGUUCUCAUUUGUCGGGUAUCGGAGCCCCCUGAGGAAGGAUGGGAGCGCUAUUCUCUUCACUACGAGUCGUAUGCCAACUGAAGAGCACUUUCUGAACUAUCGCAAAAAAGCAGCACCACAGUGGAUAUACAAAGGGAUGCAUGUUGUGCCAGCCAUCAUCCGGAGCAUCGCCAUGCCAUUGCAGCACAUCGAGAGCCUGCGCAAGAGAUGGCCUGUCCUCCACCGCACGGCAGGCUAUUUUAUUCUCUCCCUCUCGCUGCUGCUUAGCAUGAGCGGCUACUGGUUCUUCUUCUCCGACAAUGCCUACACACACAAAAAUGUCUUCCACAUGCACACUUUUAAAGGCCUUGGCCCCGUCAGCUGGCCCACGUUCGAGCUGACGCUCUGGGUGAUUGCGCCGUUCUACUGGCUUACCAUUUAUAAAGCGGCCGUUACGGCGCGGGCCAAGGAUUUUGUGCGCCACCGAAAAUGGGCGGUUCUGCAUACCAUUUGCGCCAGCUUCAUUUCUGUCGAGCGAUUUACCCUCACCGCCCUUUAUGGCAUUGGCUAUGUGCUUAGCUUCUUGCCGCAGGACAGGGUACACGAGUUUUUCGGCGUUGGACAUGAAGUGGAAGACAUAGUAGAGGCGGAACUCGGUGUGUUCGCGCUGGCCAAUGUGCUUGCACAUGCUGUAAUAUUGUCGUGGCUGGCCUAUGAGUGUGGACGGGCUGGAUAUUUUGACGGCGUGAAACGGUGCCUAUCUUCAAACGUAGGGGGUAACAAGAACCCGAAGAAAGUGGAAUAG
Messenger RNA from Akanthomyces muscarius, 861 nucleotides. RefSeq lists its product as uncharacterized. The record is from RefSeq and is a predicted model, not a curated record. Bases 1 to 861 code for a protein of 286 amino acids. The transcript is spliced from 2 exons. NCBI's taxonomy places the organism in Eukaryota, Fungi, Ascomycota, Sordariomycetes, Hypocreales, Cordycipitaceae.